This is a messenger RNA of Sclerotinia sclerotiorum 1980 UF-70, 465 nucleotides long. RefSeq lists its product with no specific name. NCBI's taxonomy places the organism in Eukaryota, Fungi, Ascomycota, Leotiomycetes, Helotiales, Sclerotiniaceae. The transcript has a single exon. The record is from RefSeq and is a predicted model, not a curated record. The coding region runs from base 1 to 465 and encodes 154 amino acids.
AUGAAGGACGAGAUUAAUGAUUCAAGGCCUCGGAAAGUAUUGAAAAAAUCGCAUUCGGGUGAUAGUGCAGAAAGUGUAGGGAGUAUAGGUACGGCAAGUCAGGGAAGUGCGGGUGGUGGGGGUGGUGGUGGAAAAGGAAGUAUUGGAUAUGGAAAUAUAGGUGUGGGAGGAAUUAGUAAUGGAGGAGUAAUGGGAAGUGGUACAGCCGUUCCGGCAUCUUUAGGUGGAAGAACAACAAUGGAGAGUCAACCAGUUCAUGCCAGAAGUUUGGGAUUUAACGAGGGGGGUGUUACUGGAAUUACAAAUAUUGAAGAGGGUAGGGAAGGAUCAGGGAGGAGUUCGACGAGUUCAACAAAUUCCAUGGUCAAAGGAGCUCUUCGAAAUGAGGAAAACUCUGUCGAGAGAGGAGAAAGGGAAAUAAUGAAUGAACAAAUUGAACGAUAUGGUGAUGAUCUUUCUUUUUAG